Lacerta agilis (Sand lizard) is the source of this 626-nucleotide messenger RNA. It is a transcript of the gene ADIRF, whose product is annotated as adipogenesis regulatory factor. The record is from RefSeq and is a predicted model, not a curated record. The transcript has 4 exons. Bases 234 to 488 code for a protein of 84 amino acids. NCBI's taxonomy places the organism in Eukaryota, Metazoa, Chordata, Lepidosauria, Squamata, Lacertidae.
UGUUCAUGGAGACAGGGGCCUCUCUAGCUCUGGGUCCUGCUGCUCUGGUUCCUGUGCACUGACUCCCAUCCUCUCGUCAUCCUCCGUCACCCUCUGGGAGGAGUUUGCCAUUCUAUAAGAGCCAACUCUUUGGGAAGCAACAAAACAGCGCUGGACUGCAUUUGAGAAAGCGACCGUCCGCCAACUGAUCUACAAAUCAGGGAGCAGGAGAUCUCAUCCACACAAAAGCAAAAAUGUUUAAGCUGAUUCUUGAAGAGGAAGCAAAAAAAUUGACCGGGACCGCUCCCCAGGAUGCAGUUGAUUCAGCAGGUCAGGGCGUGCAGAAAGUACUGGACCAGGUUACAGAAGCUGGUCAGAAAGUGGUAGAUGACACCUGCAAAGCUGCACAGGAUACUGGAGAAAAGGCUGCACAAAGCCUAACAAGCCAGGCAACUGCCUGGGGCACAGCCUUUGGACAAAGCGAAGACCAGAAGAACGUUUCAACUUAAACCUAUUAUACUGUUUUCUCUUAUUAUAUAUUUAAUGGACAGAAAUUCUUCAGGUGUUUGGCAUAUAUUCUUUACACCUUCAUUAAAAGUGAAGCUAUAAAUCCCUAUACGUUUCGUUAAAUUAAUCUUAAAACUCUG